CUAAUUUGACCAAUGAAUCUAAAACUAAUUCACGAGGCUCUUCAACUAAUUCAUCUUCAAGCUCUUACGGUUCUUCUGGCUUGAGCCAAAAAUUUGCAAAUAUCAUUUCUGUAAUCCGGGAAUAA
Molecule: messenger RNA, 125 nt
Organism: Funneliformis caledonium
Lineage: Eukaryota; Fungi; Glomeromycota; Glomeromycetes; Glomerales; Glomeraceae
Source: the annotation of a GenBank genome assembly